AUGCCGGACUCCUCCAGCCUCGUAACACUAGCACCAGCGGCCUUUGUGCAACGCCUUGCUCAACUUCGCGAGGACACACAUACAGCUGACCUGACCCUGAAACUCACUACAGCACCAAAGAAAGCCACCCGCAAGUGGCGUGUCCAUCGACAGGUCCUGGCCUUACAUUCUCGGUGCCUUGAAAAAGCCAUCAUCGAUGCACCGACUGGAGCUACGCUCGAUAUGGCCCCAGAUGAGGCGACUUGUAUCGAGCAGCUUGUCAAAUACUUCUAUACCUUCAACUAUGGUGAUUUCAAACAGGAAGCUGCGACAUCGCAAAUACCCGAUGUAGUCCUGAACCGGCUCGCAAAGACAAAGGAGCCUCACCGCUCGCUGCAGUGGCUACGAAUGUGCUUUCAAGCAGAGAACGACGCUGAAAUCCUUCAGGUGUCGAUUUGGCAGCCGUUCAAAGACCUCUUCACUCCUCACAGCGCGGCCAAUCCGCUACUCCCUGCCGGCGACUUUCUGAAGAUCAUCCCACAGGUGUUCCCAAGCGCUACCGCCGGAGUGAUCGAGCGUGACGGCUCCUCAGCGGGAAUCGUUCGUGGCGUCAAGCCUAGAAUAAGUCAUGUCGACAGUUCCGAAUGGCCGUUAAUGCUACACACCAAGAUGUACCUCCUGGGCGUCAAAUACGAAAUCCCUCAUCUCAAGCAGCUAUCCGUCCAGAAAUUCCGCGAAGCCAUCCGCCACAACUGGGCAACGACCAGCGACUUCGUUGAAGCCGCGAGAACUGCUUGGAAAGCAGCCGCCUUGACCUCAGAUACUCGUGGAGUCAUCAUUCAGACGAUACGUAUCAAUCCAGCACUACUGGACCGCACGGCGCCUCAAUCCGAGCUUGAGCAAGCUAUGUUGGAGUAUCCUGAGAUGGCAGUGGCGGUGGCGAAGAUGGCGCUCGGGACAGGUGAGAAUCACCAAUGGGAGAUACGGUUCAGAUGUCCGAAUUGCAAGACGCAGUUUGUGACCUGUAUGAGUCAGCUGCAGGUGUACUCGUGUGUGAGUUGUGGGACUAAGUGCGAUGCUGUGACAUGGAUGAGUCGGCGUAUGGUGCAAUUGUUGUAA
Messenger RNA from Fulvia fulva, 1098 nucleotides. RefSeq lists its product as uncharacterized. Bases 1 to 1098 code for a protein of 365 amino acids. The record is from RefSeq and is a predicted model, not a curated record. The transcript has a single exon. Gene Ontology annotation, biological process: regulation of DNA-templated transcription. Gene Ontology annotation, molecular function: DNA binding; protein binding. NCBI's taxonomy places the organism in Eukaryota, Fungi, Ascomycota, Dothideomycetes, Mycosphaerellales, Mycosphaerellaceae.